Molecule: messenger RNA, 1552 nt
Organism: Tachyglossus aculeatus (Australian echidna)
Lineage: Eukaryota; Metazoa; Chordata; Mammalia; Monotremata; Tachyglossidae
Gene: RBM42
Product: RNA binding motif protein 42
Exons: 10
Coding region: 67-1329 (420 amino acids)
Molecular function (GO): mRNA binding
Source: RefSeq, a predicted model, not a curated record
GCGGCGGCGGCGGCGGGCGCCGUGGCCCCGCUCCCCGGAAAGAGCGGCGAGGAGCGGCUGAAGGAGAUGGAGGCCGAGAUGGCCCUGUUCGAGCAGGAGGUGCUGGGGGCCCCGGCGUCCGGGCUGCCCGCCCCCGAGCCCGUCCCGGCCGUCCCCGUGAUCCGCCCCAUUAUCGCCACCAACACCUACCAGCAGGUGCAGCAGAGCUUGGAGGCCCGGGCCGCGGCCGCCGCCACCGUGGUUGCCCCAAUCGUGGGGCCCCCCGUGCCCUUUGUGGGCCCAGUGGGAUUCGCCACCAGUGACCGGAGUCGCCUAGACAGCCCAGAGGCCCGAGAUGCGCUGUAUCUGCGAAGGACAGCCGUCCCCCCCCAGCGCCCUCCGAUCCUGCGUCCAGCGUUCGUCCCCCACGUCCUUCAGCGAGCAGCAGGAGGACCCCGCCCUAUGGCUCUGCGACCCCCACACCAGGGCCUCGUGGGUCCUCCCCUGGCCGGCCCUCCCAUGAUGAUCCCUGCCAUGGCCCGAGCCCCUGGCCCCGCAAUGGGGACAAUGGGCACUCUGAGGACCACCACGGAGGAGACCCCUCAUGAGUUGGCGCUGGCCCUGGGCCUGGGCCUGAAGGAGAAGGAAGCGGAGGGGCCCGUUGGCCCUGGACUGGAGGAGGUGGCGGGCGCGGGCACGGGGGCGGCAGGCGGAGCCCUGGGUGGGGCCGGGGCCUCGGUGAUCGGGCCGAGCCUGCCCCUGCCCAUGGCCCUGCCCCUGCCGGAGCCCGAGCCGCUGGCCCUGCCCUUGCCGCUGGAGGUGGUGCGGGGGCUCCUGCCCCCCCUGCGCAUCCCCGAGCUGCUGUCUCUGCGGCCCCGCCGGCCCCCCCGGCCCGAGCCACCCCCCGGCCUCAUGGCCAUCGAGGUGCCGGAACCCAUGGGGGAGGACAAGAAGAAGGGGAAGCCGGAGAAGCUGAAACGCUGCAUCCGCACGGCCGCUGGGAGCAGCUGGGAGGACCCCAGCCUGCUGGAGUGGGACGCAGACGACUUCCGGAUCUUCUGCGGGGACCUGGGCAACGAGGUGAAUGAUGACAUCCUGGCUCGGGCCUUCAGCCGCUUCCCAUCCUUCCUCAAGGCCAAAGUCGUGCGGGACAAGAGAACCGGCAAGACCAAGGGCUACGGCUUUGUCAGCUUCAAGGACCCCAACGACUAUGUGCGGGCCAUGCGUGAGAUGAACGGGAAGUACGUCGGUUCGCGCCCCAUCAAGCUGCGGAAAAGCAUGUGGAAGGACCGGAAUCUCGACAUCGUCCGCAAGAAACAGAAGGAAAAGAAAAAGCUCGGGCUCAGAUAGCCCCUUGUUUGCCCCUAUCUCGGUCCCUGCAGAACCAUCUCCCUCUUUCCACGCACCUCCUCUUCCCCUCCUCCCCACCUCCUCUUCUCUCUUCCCCCACCCCCCUUUCCCCCAUACCCCCCUCCCACCAGAACCUUGGGGUCUUGAGUGCUCUAAGGUUGGGGAGGGGAAGGGCUGGUUUGUCUUUCUGGAUCUGAAUAAACUGAAGCAAAUUUCCACACUG